Molecule: messenger RNA, 1797 nt
Organism: Aspergillus welwitschiae
Lineage: Eukaryota; Fungi; Ascomycota; Eurotiomycetes; Eurotiales; Aspergillaceae
Exons: 1
Source: RefSeq, a predicted model, not a curated record
AUGGAGGAAACAAUAGCCGAAUUACGACGUCAGAUUGAAGAACAGCAAAGGCUGCGAGAAGCGGCAGAGCGCCGUGAGGAGGAGGAGAGAAAGGCGCGAGAAGAGGCAGAACGCCGUGAGGAGGAAGAGAGACAGGCGCGAGAAGAGGCAGAACGCCGUGAGGAGGAAGAGAGACAGGCGCGAGAAGACGCUGAACGUCGAGUGCAACCCAACUCCCUGUUUCGCCUCCUCGAUCGCUGCCACAAUUCUCUCUCCCAAGCGAUCCGAGUUGAGCCAGAUGCCACCCUUACUACUCAGGGCGACGCGGCCGAUCCAGUGAACCGACUCUACCCCAAGCACAUCAUCCCUUGGCGUGCCUUCCCCCAACAACAGGAACAGAUCUGGGACAAAUUCGACCGUAAUGAUGCCUUUACCAUGCGCCCACUAUUCCCCUCUGAUACCCAAAUCGAUUAUGUCGUCACGAAUAUCCAGAACAGACCAAUCUAUUCGGAAGCGUCUCUUCGGAAUUUUGAGCGAGACACGGUGGACAACUUUGUUGAAAAGGUCAUUGAGGUUUUGCGAGACGAUGAACCCCUUCGAGAUGAGUUUGGAAUCCAAGGCCGAGUCACCUUCUAUGAUCGCGCAAACCCGUCGGAAACUUCGCUCGAGAACAGCCUAGAGCAAAUGAAUCCCGAGGACGCGCGGACACCCCAACGACCGGCGAACACGAGGCGUGGAAGAGGCCGAGGACGAGGAAGAGGAGCCGCGCGGAGACAGACGAGGGAUGGCACUGCGCGACGACGCAAUCGGCGUGCCGACCAGUUCUGCGUGCACCUUGUGGCGGAUGAACGGCAAAUACCCGUGUAUGCAGUGGAGUUCAAAGCGCCACACAAAGUGACCAUCCCCGAACUGGUGGCGGGUCUACACCCGAUAGAUCUGGAUCGCGAUGUCAUUGACCAAGAGGGCGACACGUUUGAGUUUUAUGCCACCCGCCUGGUCGCGGCCGUGGUCACUCAGAUAUUCUCAUACAUGAUCGACAGUGGCGUUCGAUACGGCUACAUCUGCACCGGGGAGGCGUUCGUUUUCCUUCAUAUCCCGAAGGAUGAUCCCACCAUUAUCCAAUAUUUCUUGUGUAUCCCGAAUCAGGAUGCGCAGGCGGAUGUGCAGGCGGACGAUGAAGUGCGCCUCCACCGGACUGCCAUCGGUCAGGUGCUUUCGUUCACGCUUCAAGCGCUGGCCGUCGAACCUCCGACUCAGAAAUGGCACGAUAUGGCACACGACCAGCUAACAACCUGGAAGGUCGAAUAUCUCGACGUGUUGAGAGAAAUCCCCGAAACUCUCCGUAAAGACCCGCCGGCGUCUAAUUAUCGGCCCUCUCACUGGAAACCAGAUCGGAAAAUACACCACACACGCGCUCGCGCUCGCGCGCGUUGUCAACCGGGCGCAGCUACACCGAAGCAUUCGUCCACUGAAGGUAGCGGCAGUGAUCAAGAAUCGCAUUCGCCAUCCGCCGCAGCCGCGUCGCGCAUCCGAUCGAGCCGCGGCCAAGGCAACCACCGCCAAUCAACCCGGGGAGGUGAAAGGACACGAGCCGGCCGAGACCAUAAACAGACCUCUCGGCAAGACGGAAAUUCUACGCGACCAUACUGCACCAUGGCCUGCAUCCGCGGCUUGGCUAACCGAGAACCACUGGAUAAAAGUUGCCCCAACUGGAAACUCCACGGUGGUCCAAGACACUCCAUCGGACCGCAGGAGUUCACACGUCAGCUCCAUCGUCAACUGGCCCGAGAUCGGGAGCUUGGAUUCGAACAGCUACAC